Molecule: messenger RNA, 1737 nt
Organism: Melospiza georgiana
Lineage: Eukaryota; Metazoa; Chordata; Aves; Passeriformes; Passerellidae
Product: zinc finger protein 623-like
Exons: 4
Coding region: 758-1282 (174 amino acids)
Biological process (GO): regulation of transcription by RNA polymerase II
Molecular function (GO): DNA-binding transcription factor activity, RNA polymerase II-specific; RNA polymerase II cis-regulatory region sequence-specific DNA binding
Source: RefSeq, a predicted model, not a curated record
AGGCGGAUCAAGGCUGAGCUGAGGGAAGCACGCUGUCACUCCGAGCCGGGCCUGAAUUCGCAGCCCCCACCUGUGGGAUCAUCGCCCCCACCAUCGCGCAGACAUGGACUCGGGCAGAGGGAUCUUCAAACUCAAUGUGUCUUGGGGAAGAAGAAACAGGAAAGCCUUAUAAAUAUGAUUGUCUGGUAAAUGAUUUUGAGAAUAUAGAAAAUUAAAAGCAAGAUAAAAUGAAAGCAAGAUUUGAGAUACCUUAGUUACUGAACAAAUGGAAAACAAUGGUGUGGCCUGACUGAAGGUAAUCCCCUUGUGAUGAAACAAUUCCCUCUGCUUGCAGACAGGUCCAGGGGUCAGAGCAGACCCUAUUAGCUCAGCAGAAGGGGUCCAAAGAGUAGUAUUCAGGGUUUAAAAUGUAACACAGUACGGUGAUGUAAUGAUUUUUAUAGGCUGUAUGUAAAUGCUCUAGGAUUUGUAUCUUGUACUAGAUUGGUUAGUGAGAAAUAGAAUAUUCAACAGAGAAGAAGAUUUAUUGUAUUGUAAUGGGAACCUUACUCUCUUACGCUCUUACCCUCUUACUCUCUCACCCUCUCAUCCUCUCUGCCCCUCUCUUCUCUCGGGCCUGCUCUGAGCUGUGGCUGGCAGCUCCAAGCAGGGCCCUGCACCCAACCCCUUUGCAAUAAACCGCAAGUUCUACGACCUGGCUGCAGAGAUCUCUCGUCUCUGUCCGUCCCGAACAUCCUACCCCCUGACGCUCCUACAAAUGUGCUCAUCCCUUAUUUUCCACAAACCAGGAUUUCCCAUUAUGAGGAAGGCUGCGAGGAAGAGGAAGAUGCUCCAGGACACUGAUGCAGAGCAGGAGCUGAGCAUGGAGAGCAGGGAGGACAAAUGCCCAUGGCAGAACCUGGUGGAAGAGGCCGUUUUGAGCGGCUCCAUGGUGCAGAGUCACAGAGAGGAGAGGCCCUUCCAAUGCCCCGACUGCGGGAAGGGAUUCAAGGACAACUCCACCCUCUUCACCCACCGGCGCAUCCACACAGGGGAGAGGCUCUACGAGUGUGAUAAAUGCAGGAAGAAGUUUCUGACCAGCUCCAGUCUCCUCAAGCACUAUCGGAUUCACAGAGAGGAAAGGCUGUUCUGCUGCCCCGACUGCCGGAAGGGAUUCAAGCACAACUCAGACCUCGUCACCCACAGGUGCAUCCACUCAGGGGAGAGGCCCUGCGAGUGUCCCCAGUAUGGGAAGAGCUUCUCCAGCAGCUCUAACUUGACCAAACACCAACGGAGGCACUGAUAAGGGAAGCCCUGUGAGUGCCCUGAGUGCGAGAAGAGCUUCGUGCGCUGCUCCAGCUCCAUCCCCCACUGGAGGAGGCACUUUGGGCACAGCCCUGGUCACUCACAUUCCCUGUGAUCCAUGUUGGGAACACACCUGGCUGCUUCUCCUUUUGGUUUGGCCCCAAUUUGGAGCAGUGGGAUGGGGAUUGUGUGGGCCUGGGUGUGUGGGAUGUAUUUGACUGCAAAUAAAACUUUCAGAGUUACUGAUUCUGUCCUAUUUUCUGUAAGUUCUGUUUGCGGAGUGCCGCCGUCUCAGCUGAUUUGAUUACUAUUAAAAUCCCUUUUUUAAAAUCUAACGCAAAAAAUCCAAAAACCAAUAUCCAAAUAAAGCCACUCACCCACAAUUAAUUUUUUUAAAAGUAAUUUUAUUUGUUUUAGAGUACUUAAGGGAAUUAUUAAAUUUUGUUGGUUAAA